Molecule: messenger RNA, 5076 nt
Organism: Pseudoliparis swirei
Lineage: Eukaryota; Metazoa; Chordata; Actinopteri; Perciformes; Liparidae
Gene: bbln
Product: bublin coiled coil protein
Exons: 2
Coding region: 252-572 (106 amino acids)
Source: RefSeq, a predicted model, not a curated record
CCAAGCUAACUAGACAGCUAGCACCAACGAAAACCUCUUCUGUAUAUCUGAAUCUGUACAUUUUUCCAAACUGACUGAAAAUAACGUUUACGUAAAUAUUUCAUAUUGAGUUUGUUGGUCGUUUUGCUGAAUUUGAACAACAAAUUAUCAAGCAACCAAGCUAGCUAUUUAAUUGUUAACGCCAUACGGUAGCUAGUGGAUUUCUAAUUCUAAUUCUAACGUUACUGAACGUGAAGGUUUCACGUUAAAUAAUGUCUGGACCAAACGGAGAUCCAAACAUCUCAAUUGACGAUGGUAUCAACGACGACGAAGAUGAAUUAGAUGACGAAGAGUAUGAAGUCAUCAACUCCACACUAGAUCAGAUUAACUCUUAUCUCGAUGACCUGGAAGAUCGGAAUGAUUCACUCAAUGGCAAACUGCACGAAUUAAUGGAGUCAAACAAGCAAGCCCGGCUGGAGUUCAGGGCCCAACUGCUCGGCUCCCAGACCCAAGAGGAGCAAUGUCCUGUAGACGGGGAUUCCUCCUCAACCAACAAGGAAGACCUGAAUAAAGACAAUGGGGAUUGCAAAUGAGUGAGGGGUGCCGAGUUAAUCAAAAUACAGGGAUGGAAAUAUUUAGUUGACUCGACUCCUUACUUGUCUGUUGGACGAAUGAUCCCUGAUCUGCAGAGUUCAUGCCUAUCCAAUUCUUCUCCAUCGGCAGAUGUGACAUUGUGCUUGUCCUCAGUCUCUUUCUCCUUUGUUGAACUGAUGUGCAGAUGUUUGGUUGUGUAACGGAGUUAGAAAUACAUUCUGUUAUUUCUUGUUUUCAAUGUGUUGUAUUUUAUUUUUGUUUGUUGUUCAACAAUAUUGUUGAGUGUUUGUGAAUUUUAUUUUAAUGAGCCAUUUUUAUUUAGUGUUAUUUUUAAAAUUCUGUUUCCUGUGGAAAUUGCUUUCCAUCUGUUGCACUUCCUGCUCCUGAGUCCGUCUCUCCCUCACAAUGGUUUUGUAUUGCAGAGGGUGAGUCGAGUGGGAAAUUAUGUUGCACUGUUUUGGCUCUAUUCUUUAAUGGAAGUGCAAAGAUGGACCAGAAGGCAAUAAGUGUUUUCUGUUGUCUUCUGCAGCAUAAAUAAAUGCUGGGAAAAUCUAUCAUCGGAGUCUACUUCUUCUAUGCCGUUUCACAUCCGUUACACUGGUGCCGUGACCUGGAUCUUUAGACCAGCUUGAUGCUCGUCGCCGUGGAUGUUGUGCUGACGUCCUGAUCCGCCUUUGAAGACCGUUGUGGUCAUAUCAGGUUUUUAAGAGAUUGUGGAAUAGGGCAUAGUGCUUCAAAUUGUUUGAUCUCAGUGUGUCGAUGACUUUUGAUUAUUGAUAUAUAUUUUUUUUUUUCUUUUUUUCUUCUGCAUAUUCAUUGCAUUUCUACUACGUUUGGUUCUAAAUACACAACGCAAGUACAUUUAUUGGUUAUAAAAACGAUCGCUAUAGCAACAAUGGAUGAGUUUGCUAGCCCUAAGUUGCCAAAGGGGAGGGGUGCUUGGCUCAGUCAUAUUUCUAACAGUAGGAAUGUGGGAUACUCUAAACUAACACCGGAUAAUUGUGAUACAGGGCUAGGUCAGAGCCCAGAUUGUACUCCUGUUGGUGGGUUAAUGAGGGGUCCUCUUACGUCCACUCCUGACAGUGAUGUUGAUGCCAUAAACCAUAAACCAUCUCACAGACAUGGUAGGGAAGUUAGGUGUUCAAAUUGGUGAGUCUAUUGUAGAAAUUAAUAUCAGCUGGUGUUGUAAACAUGAACAGUGAUCCCCAGACUACUACCACCCAGACAACACAAUGUACUGUUGACCAACAUGAACGCCCUCCACAUGUGACAGUCCAUGUGAACUCUGAUAAAGGACUUCAGACAUUCAGAGGUGACAAUACUGACAGAUACCCAGUCCAGGACUGGAUUGACAUGACUAAAACACAUCUCCGAAAACGAGAGAUUCCUCUGUGUGACCAAGCAGAAGAAGUUAUGAGCCAUUUGAUGGGCAAGGCCAGAGAUGUUGUGAAGAUUGCCUUGCCUCGUGACCCUGCGCUUAAUGUCAAACAAGAACCCGAACUGAUAUAUAAUGUUCUCCUCCACUACUUCAGUGUCACUCCCUCAUGUCUUCCUCUCGCAGACUUCUAUGCUACCUUGCCUGAGCAUAGAGAAAACCCAGUCGACUACCGGAUAAGACUGAACAAAGCUGCCGACCUCGCUCUCGUAGGCUUACACAGACAAGGGAAGCGGACGGAGAACAUAAAUGAUGAAGUGGCGCUUAUGUUUGUCAAGCACUGCCCUGACCCAGAAUUGUCUUGCACUCUGAAGUUUAAACCACUUCACGAAUGGACCUCGCGUGAUGUUCAGCUGAGGAUUGAUGAAUAUCACCGCGAGUUGAGGUCUAGUGGCGGUGCCGCGGGUACUGCACAUCUAAAGAGCUACAUCACCGCAGUGGCUUCUGACCAGCCCAGUCAGCCAUCGACUGGCCAGGCAGUGCAGUGCCUUACUCAGAGUCCCUCACCUUCCCAUCUCCAAACCCAGCAUCAUGUGUGUCAUCCCCUUUGCCCUUCUCCAGCAUCUGUCCCAGUUCCAGGUGAACUCUGCCAUGCUCCGAGUCGUCCCUCUGUGCCAGUCGUGGCACAAAAUCUCCAACAGUCAGAGGAGAGACUUCUCACCCGUAUGGUCGACAUGUUCCAGGAGAUGAUGGAGAAAAUGCAGUCGCGCGACACUGUGCAUCCAACUCGAGGUGGGCGAUUCCAGCGUCCCUCCCAUGAAAAGCGUUCCAGAGAGGCAGUUUGUAAGGUCUGCAAUGACUCAAGCCACACCACCAUCUCACAUUGUAUGGCUGAGAGACUUUGUUUUGGCUGCCACCAAACUGAACUGCCCUGCCAAAGAUUCAACCCGAUACCAGACGGAGGGAAACUAGCCGACUUGUAUUCAGAGGGAGGCAGUACAGGUCGCACAACAAACUCCCAAACAGACGACAUGUCUGAUGCUGAGACUGUGUACACGUCUGCGAGAGACUCGUGUGAUAAAUCUGAGGUGGUUGUUUAUCAGAAUAUUCACAGAGUUGGCAGCAGUGACAGUCUUUUCUACACACCUGUGGUAAUGGGUGGGACUAUUACAAUAGGUGGCAUGUUGGACAGUGGCUCUAUGGCGUGUAGCAUUAGUGAAACAGCUGAGAUGAAACUGAGAGAUGCUGGAGUGAUAACUGACCAAGAACAAAUUGAUGUCAAUGUAGUCCUUGUUGGAUGUGGUGGACUUCGUGUUAGGCCCAAGUGUGCUUUUGGUGUGGAGAUGGAAGUGUACGGUUCUAAGAUGUUUGUUCCAACACUUGUUGUCCCUGGACAGCAUGAUGAGUUGAUUAUAGGAACCAAUGUUAUAAAACACGUCUUGCGCCAGUCUAAACUCUGCAAGUCCUAUUGGAAGACUGUAUCUGGCCCUUGCCCAGACAAAGACUCAGACACUGAAAGUUUUCUGUCCAUGCUACAAGAGAGCAGAAUCGACAUGCUCAGUUGUACAACAGGAGAGUAAAGGGACCCAAUAUCAAGAUCGGUGACAGGGUGCUCCUGGCCAACAGAAAGGAAAGAGGUAAGAAGAAGCUUGCUGACAGGUGGGACUCAACCGUCUACACUGUGGUGGACGUAAAGACGGAGACACACACAUACAGAAUCCGCGACACAGUCACUGGACGGGAGAAGGUGAUCCACAGGAACUUGCUGAUGCAGGUUAAUUUCCUUCCUGUGGGGGACACAUGUGAAAUGUCUGACCGGGCUUCAUCCCUGCUAGUUACAGGAUCCUCAGCUUCAGGAGAUGAUGGUGGUGAGGCAGAAGAGGUGCCUGGGAGAAGGAGUGAGCCUCGCAGUGUGGCUAGUGAAAGCUUUGACACUGAAAGUGACAGAGAAGCUCCUGUAACUGUGGAAGAUGGACAGGGCAUCUUGACUGAUGCGGUGCCUGUGGAUUCGGAGAGGAGAACCAUUGACUGGAUUACUCAGUUGUCUGUGCCAAGUCUAGCUGAGGCGGAAACGGCUGACAUGACGAGUGUUACUUCUGACCUCCAGAACACAGCUAUCUCACAUGAGGACCACACAACUGAUCAGUCUGUGACUGGUGAUUCUUGCCCUUUGACUGCUGCAGAUGUCUCAGCAGAUGUGAGACAGUCAGACUUUGAUCUUGACAUCACGACACAGACGGACAACACAUCUGACACUUUGCACACUGUGGUUGAGGUCUCACCCGCACACUCUGGUGGUUUUAAUGCACAGGUCAGGUCAAGAUUUGGUCGCAUAAUUAAUCCUGUGAACAGGCUUAUACAGACCAUGUCCAGGCAGGAUGUUGUCCAGGAGUAGCUCAAUGUUGGGGCUGUUUGCAACUCCAUAUUCCAGAUUUUUACUUUUUUAAAUCAUAAGCCGGUAGCUUAUGCCCUUAUGGGUCUGGAAAGUGUUGUAUUAGUAUAAUGUCCCACUGUUCUGUUUCCCUUAUGUCAUGGGCCAGUAUUGCACUGCACUUUCGGUGUGGGUCUUGUGGGGUGUACAAGGCACCCCGUUGCCAGUUGUUGGUUUGAGAGGCAAGCACUGCUCUCGUACCACUUCAUCCUUAUGGGAUACAUUUUAUGUUGGUUUUCUUGAUGUUGGCCCUUUGUAAGUCGUCAACCUGUAAUGUUUUCUUUGGCGUGCACUCUGUAGUCAGUGCUCAUGUUUGAUAAAAUUCAGUGGGGGUGAAUGUAACGGAGUCAGAAAUACAUUCUGUUAUUUCUUGUUUUCAAUGUGUUGUAUUUUAUUUUUGUUUGUUGUUCAACAAUAUUGUUGAGUGUUUGUGAAUUUUAUUUUAAUGAGCCAUUUUUAUUUAGUGUUAUUUUUAAAAUUCUGUUUCCUGUGGAAAUUGCUUUCCAUCUGUUGCACUUCCUGCUCCUGAGUCCGUCGCUCCCUCACAAUGGUUUUGUAUUGCAGAGGGUGAGUCGAGUGGGAAAUUAUGUUGCACUGUUUUGGCUCUAUUCUUUAAUGGAAGUGCAAAGAUGGACCAGAAGGCAAUAAGUGUUUUCUGUUGUCUUCUGCAGCAUAAAUAAAUGCUGGGAAAAUCUAU